AUGGCCCCUCCUGCACUCCAUGACCAUAUACAAGAACCCGGCGCCUCCAGCUCGGGCACACCCGCCGAGUCUCCGUCAAUACCUGAAAGUAUGGAGGUAGAGGUCGCUGCUGGCUUCAGAGCCUUGGACCUCGAAAGCGACGGUAUCAGGGGUCGCGGCGCAAAUGGUACUACUGCGCAGACAUGUAACGCGGCAUCGAAGUCAUGGCCCUUGUCACAGGGGAGGAAAGACCCACGUUUGUCUGCAGGAGACGUCCACAAGGGGUUCAUCGACGUUGAAAACUGCGGGCUCGUUAUCAUCACAGAUGACGGCGGUUUCGUCGAGUCUCUGCGCCCUAAGACUGUCGAUAACCACAUCUCCGCCUCGUCUGCUAUUGCAGAAAUCCAAGAGGAGCUGGAGGCUCUCAGUCUGCUAAGCCCAUGCCCCAACCUCGAAAGCGGCUUCCGGAUCUACUUCUCAGGCGAGACAACGACCGGCUUUCAACGCGUCAGCUUCAUCUCUGGUAUCACGACUGUCAACUUCGGCCGCAGGGCCCUCGUCCCCGGCACCGCGAUAUUCGACUUCGGCGAAACGACCCGCCAAACGCUUGGGCGAGCCCAACGUCCCCCCGGGCGGCAAGCGACCUCGCCUCAUACGCCGCCCUCGUCAGGGUCACCGAGUUGGAUUGAGGAGCUGAGGAGCCACGGUCAAGGAUCUACUUACCUGCGCAAGAUCUCCAAUCUGGUCGAUCUUGGGAUCUGCCCAGUGGUCGUCAUGUGA
Molecule: messenger RNA, 759 nt
Organism: Fusarium tjaetaba
Lineage: Eukaryota; Fungi; Ascomycota; Sordariomycetes; Hypocreales; Nectriaceae
Exons: 3
Coding region: 1-759 (252 amino acids)
Source: RefSeq, a predicted model, not a curated record